AUGAGUGAAGGCGGUGCGGAUUUACCGCCCACUGGAGGUUACGCGCCGAUCCGAUACAAGCGGAACUUGCCGGCACGGGGCCCCAGUGGUGUCACGCUCAUUGCUGGCAUUAUUGGGAUUACCGCAUUUGGAUUCUACCGCAUGGGUCAAGGCCAAAUCGAGAAGCGGUACGGAGAUGAACGUCGUGCUCAUAACAGCGAACUGGCCCGCGAACGCGCAUGGAGCCGUAUUUACCUGACCCCUUUCCUCCUUGCGGAAGCAGAUCGUGAUUCUUUCCGUCGUGAACAUGCUGCUAACCUGCGCGAGGAACAGGUCAUGAAGGGUGUACCCGGUUGGGAGGCCGACAAGCGCGUGUACAACACGAAGCGUUACACGCCAAGUAACUAUGUAGUGAUGUAA
This is a messenger RNA of Malassezia vespertilionis, 399 nucleotides long. RefSeq lists its product as uncharacterized. The record is from RefSeq and is a predicted model, not a curated record. Lineage: Eukaryota; Fungi; Basidiomycota; Malasseziomycetes; Malasseziales; Malasseziaceae. Bases 1 to 399 code for a protein of 132 amino acids. The transcript has 3 exons.